Messenger RNA from Cryptomeria japonica (Japanese cedar), 1079 nucleotides. Its product is annotated as actin-depolymerizing factor. The transcript has 4 exons. The record is from RefSeq and is a predicted model, not a curated record. The coding region runs from base 151 to 582 and encodes 143 amino acids. Gene Ontology annotation, biological process: actin filament depolymerization. Gene Ontology annotation, cellular component: actin cytoskeleton; cytoplasm. NCBI's taxonomy places the organism in Eukaryota, Viridiplantae, Streptophyta, Pinopsida, Cupressales, Cupressaceae. Gene Ontology annotation, molecular function: actin filament binding.
ACAGCAACCGCAAACACCAAGCUGUUUGUUUGGUAACAGAAGAGCAUUGCGAUGAUAUCCACAGCGGAUUGAUUGAGAGCAGAGGUGAUUUGUGUCGAGUUGGGUUGUGUGGGUGGUAUCCGAUCUCUUUCGUAAACAGCUGCUACAGCCAUGUCGUUCCGAAUGUCGAGCGCAUCAUCCGGAAUGGGUGUGGCGGAUGAAUGCAAACAUGCAUUCCUGGAGCUCAAGAGGAAGAAGGUGCAUCGAUACGUGGUCUUUAAGAUCGAUGAGAAAACCAAGCAGGUGGUGGUAGAGAAGACUGGCGGCCCUGCUGAGAGCUAUGAUGAUUUCACCGCUGCUCUCCCUGACAAUGAUUGCCGCUAUGCUGUCUAUGACUUUGAUUUCGUCACCAAUGAGAAUUGCCAGAAGAGCAAGAUCUUCUUCAUUGCAUGGUCCCCUGACGUAUCCCGAAUCAGAGCAAAGAUGCUUUAUGCUACCACUAAAGACAGGUUGCGAAGGGAACUUGAUGGUGUUCAUUACGAGGUUCAGGCCACUGAUGCUACUGAAAUUGAUAUUGAUGUUAUCAAAGACCGUGCAAAUUAGAUUGGAACCAUUUAUUUAUACCUUAAGAUAGCAACAGGUGUGAAGAUUAUGACUGUUGUCUAUUGCAGUGUCCUCUGUUUGCAGUAUGACCAGAGUACUAACUGCAGUUUGCAUUUAUUAGACUGUGUGACUUCUUAUAUGAUGCAAAGUAAACACUUAUAUUUGCAGUAUUCUUAUUUUGGGAAUAGCUGGAAAUGUUGGAACAAAUUUGGUGCUCAAUAUUAUCCUUUAUAUGAAUGUCUGGAAUUUGCGAAGAAUAGCAAAUCCAAAUAUCUAAUGUGAUUCAGAAGCAAAGAUCUGAGCCCAAAGUUUUAAUCUUGUUACAAGGGUUACUGUGUUUUUUAUUGGCUACUAAAGUAUAUGUAUUUUUUUUAUUAAAGGUCAUUGCUGUUUAGACUGGUAAUGCUGUGCACUGCUAGGGGUAAAACCCCAAAACCAGGUUUACUACCAUGUAAAUGUUAUUUUUCAGAAUUUUGAUUGAACUACUGUUGGAUGAA